UUAUUAGUGUCUGCGACUUUAAGUACGUUUCCCCGAAAGGUCACGUGGUUUUGUUUGUCAAAAUCUCUUCCGGAAUGGGAUGCGCAAGCCCUUGUGAAGCCUUGUGAAGCUGCAGUUUGUCACCUUAUAGUUUUUGCGUUACAACAACAACUUUAAUCCAGUGUUUAAAUACGUAUAGGUGCGUAUAGGUUGAUGAGCUAGUAGGGUACAGUAUAGUUUGUAGUGUAGUACACGCGCUGUAGUGGGAUAAUUCCUAAUUUGCCAGUCAGUUAAACCUAAACUCGUGACAGCUAUGGCUGCGGUGGACAGCUUUCACCUUUUGUACAGAGAAAUUUCGCGGUCCUGCAAUUGUUAUGUAGAGACUCUAGCCCUGGUCGGUGCAUUGUACACAGCCAGUAAAGCGGUCAUUGUAACUCGGGACUGUUAUAGACUGCUUAGACUUCAUUUUAUACCUCGACUAGUCAAUAACAGAGACCUUGUGCGGUCAUAUGGAGAAUGGGCUGUCAUUUAUGGGUCAUCCGAGACACUGGCAGUAGCAUAUGCCGAGGAGCUGGCCAAGUAUGGCAUCAAUAUUAUUCUGAUCAGCUCUGAUAUCAGAAGUCUGACCAGCACAGCCAAGGGCCUCUCUGAAGUCUAUGGUGUGGAGGCCAUCUUGGUCGAGGCAGAUUUCUGCCGCGGUCAGUCUGUCUGCAAACCCAUCCAAGACGCUAUUAGGGACAAAGACGUGGGCUUUGUGGUAAACAGUCUGGACACCUCUCUGAACCUCCGUCAGAGCUUCACGGACCUGUCGGAGGGAAGGCUAUGGGACGCACUGAACAGGAGCAUCACUGCAGCCAGCCUGGUGACACGCCUGGCUCUACCUGGGAUGGUGGAGAGGAGACGGGGGGCAGUGGUAAACAUCUCCUCGGGGGCCUGUAGCCGACCCCUCCCCAACAAGGCAGUACUCUCAGCAUCCACGGCUUACCUGGACUACUUCAGCCGUGCACUACACUACGAGUUUGGCCACCGGGGCAUCUUUGUACAGAGCUUGUUCCCUUGUCGCGUGGCCUUGCAGGCACCCGAGGAGGGGGGUCGGGAGAUCACAAGCAGCUGGCUGGUCCCUCCAGCUCAGGUCUACGCCCGCCAUGCGGUGUCCACUCUGGGUGUCUCCCACCGGACCACUGGCUACUGGCCACACUCCUUACAGCUUGGACUGGUCCAUUGGGCUCCUGAGUGGCUGUGGACGCUGGGAUCCCGUAUGCUGGCCACCACUGCCUGAGACGGACAUCUCCACCCAGGCUUGGAUGGUUCUCCAUGACUUAUCCUUAUGUUGCUCCACUGAACAAUUAGGUAGAGUCCACCGUCUCCAGUUUUAGAACUAGAGUCUGGUAUCUCCAUAAAGGUUCAGAUAAAUGGUUAAUUUACUACGCACUCUUUCCAUUCCAUAGAGGUUGUUGUGAGGUAUUAUGUGUUUUUAAAACCCUCUAUGAUUUAAGCCUCUUGUUGUACCAUCAUACAGUGUUAAUUUGCAGUGGUACAACAACAAUUCUCUUCUUUCAUGCAAAAACAAUUCCAAGUCCUUGGAUAUUGCAUAUUUAUUUUCCUGUAGGUGUGAUUUGUGGGAAUUGAUAGGUUGAUUUGAGAAAGAGUGUUUUACUCUUUAGAAGACAAAGUCAUUUCAAAGAAAGAUCAGGUAGAUUUUCUUUGGAUUGAUUGUGGUUUCUUUGAGAAACUGUACUAUUUAGGCUGGUUUGACUUGAACUUCAUCUAGAUUCAGUUGUGUUAUAAACAACUAUUUAACAUACACAUGAGCACUCCAUAUGAACAGAAAUGGUAGUGGCAUAAAAAAUAAAUACAUAAAUAAAAAUCUAUAUUUAAAGUGGUGUGGUGUUAUUAGGCAAUACCAGUGAUCUCUGAUUUAACACAAUCAGUGUCUGAUUUGUGUAUUUGUAAAGGCAGUAGAUCCAUAGCAGUCUGGCUGGAGGAUAUCAAUCCCUUCUGUGCUUCUGUCAUGAGAAUUUGGAGAACUUUAAUAAACAAGUUUGAUGCUUCA
Molecule: messenger RNA, 2032 nt
Organism: Alosa sapidissima (American shad)
Lineage: Eukaryota; Metazoa; Chordata; Actinopteri; Clupeiformes; Clupeidae
Gene: hsdl1
Product: hydroxysteroid dehydrogenase like 1
Exons: 4
Coding region: 293-1258 (321 amino acids)
Cellular component (GO): mitochondrion
Source: RefSeq, a predicted model, not a curated record